UAUUUUAACUUUUUGACUAUUUUAUUUUUUAUAAAUUAGUUAGUACUACUUUAUUGCAAAAUAUUCGAAAUUACGGUGGAAAAAAAAUCACCCAUUUGAUGUUGUAAAAGAGCCAAGUGGCAGUAGAAUAUCAAAGGAGAGUAGCAUAAGAAAAUCAGUGGACACAAUUUGGCAAUCAACAAUAACCGCCGUCCGGCAGAAUUUCACACUCUUCAGAGAUGCUGAAGUUUAAAAUUUGAAAAAGAGACUUUAUUUUAGAAGUAGAUUGAACAACAAGGAAAAUAGGCUGUUUGAAGGAAUAGGGUGAGGAAGGAGGAGCAGUAGACAUGGUGCAAAGUAUGUCUAUGAGUACUCUUGCAACUUCUAGGUAUUGCGGAGUUUGUGGAGCCAUCUGUUUGAGGAGGCAGUUUGGAAAAAUAAAAGAAACCACUAUAGGUUUUGGGGAAAGUCAAUUCAUUUGGAAUGAUCGCCGGAAAAGCUCGUCUUUUGCAACCAAUGUUGAUAUAAUAAAGCCGAGAUGUUUGAGAGUUCAAGCUGGAUGGUUGUUUAAAGGAGGUGACAAAAGCUCAGAAGCAAACGUUGAACGUAGCGAGAAUGCUAAUGAAGAUAUAUUGAUGUUCUUUUUCCAGCUGGACCUGGCUACACGCGUGCAGUAUGCUUUGAAUGUGGAGCAGUAUGAAAUUGCACAACAACUAAGAGAGAAGCUCACUGAGGUGGAAUCAGAGGUUUUGAGACAGCAAGAAUCCAGAAGAGGAUCAGCCUCAAAGAGUGAAGCUCAAGAUAUGGCCAUAAGCAUCUUGCGUCUACGUGCAGACCUGCAAAAUGCAGUUCAAAGUGAAAAUUAUGAUUUGGCAGCUAAAUUACGAGAUGAUAUUUCCAAGCUAGAGGCAGAGUCUCUGACUGCAUCAUUAAGAGCUCAGGCAUAUGAAAAUGCUCAAUAUGCAUUUCGAUUAGGCCAGAAAGUGAAUCACAAGAAUUUUGGAUAUCGUGGUGUAAUAUGUGGGAUGGACCCGAUAUGUUGUGAAUCAACUUCAUGGAUGGAAACUGCUCGAGUAGGGAAGUUGACCCGUGGUCCAGAUCAACCAUUUUAUCAG
This is a messenger RNA of Capsicum annuum, 1094 nucleotides long. RefSeq names its product clp protease adapter protein ClpF, chloroplastic. NCBI's taxonomy places the organism in Eukaryota, Viridiplantae, Streptophyta, Magnoliopsida, Solanales, Solanaceae. The record is from RefSeq and is a predicted model, not a curated record. Gene Ontology annotation, molecular function: DNA binding; protein binding.